Messenger RNA from Magnolia sinica, 6045 nucleotides. RefSeq names its product nuclear pore complex protein NUP205. Gene Ontology annotation, cellular component: nuclear pore. Lineage: Eukaryota; Viridiplantae; Streptophyta; Magnoliopsida; Magnoliales; Magnoliaceae. The record is from RefSeq and is a predicted model, not a curated record. The transcript is spliced from 45 exons. Bases 181 to 5802 code for a protein of 1873 amino acids.
CCCGGCGCACGCUAGACACUCUCGACAGAAGUUCCAGCUAGGGCUUAAUAGCGCGAACAUCAUGGUUUUAAAACCCGUCUACUCCCAGAAUUGCAGACGCUUCGCGCCAUUUCUCUAUCAUUCCCACUCCUAGGGUUAAUUAUUCGGAACUGCAGAGAAGAAAAGACAAGGGAAAGAGAGAUGGUUUCUCCAAAGAUCCUUCUAUCCACCAUCGAAUCAGCACUACUGGGACCUACUCCUCCAACCCCUCGUCAGAGGAUCGAGCUCAUGCACGCCGUUCGAUCAUCUCUCCCGUCACUGCGCAACCUCCUUUCAUAUCCCGGUCCGAAGGCAUCGGAUCGGUCUCAAGUCCAGUCGAAAGAGGUCAGGCUUCCUGAUUCGUCCCCAAUAUCACUCGACGACCUGGAUGUUCAGAUUGCCCUAAAAUUGAGUGACGAUCUCAAUCUCAAUGAAGUUGACUGUGUUGGCCUUCUUGUUUAUGCUAAUCAGGAGUGGGGUUUAUCGGGGCGAGAACCACUGGAGAUUUUGCGUCUUGCAGCAGGGCUAUGGUAUACAGAGAGAAGAGAUCUGAUAACUGCUCUCUACACUCUUUUACGGGCUGUUGUUCUUGACCAAGGACUUGAAGCUGAUCUUGUCGCUGACAUUCAGAAGCAUUUGGAAGAUCUAUUUAGUUCUGGUCUCAGGCAACGGCUGAUUACACUUAUUAAGGAACUAAAUCGGGAAGAACCUGCUGGUUUGGGAGGGCCCCAUGCUGAGCGCUAUGUUCUUGAUUCAAGAGGUGCUCUCGUGGAACGGCGAGCAGUGGUUUGUAGGGAAAGGCUCAGCCUUGGUCAUUGCCUUGUGCUCUCUGUCCUCGUCAUGCGAAUGAGUUCGAAAGAUGUGAAAGAUGUCUUCUCUGUAUUAAAAGAUUGUGCUGCUGAAGUUAAUGAUACUGUGGACAUUCUAAAACUUCAGAUUGCAUUCAGUCUUCUGUUUUCUCUCGUGAUUGCAUUCAUGUCAGAUGCUUUAAGUACAGUUCCUGAUCAAGCCUCUGUCCUGUCCCAUGAUUUUUCUUUCAGACGCGAAUUCCAGGAACUUGUGAUGGCUACUGGAAACGAUCCAACCAUUGAGGGGUGUGUUAAUGCUGUAAGACUUUCAUGGACAGUACAUUUGAUGCUAACACAAGAUGCAGCUACAGUGAGGGAGACUGUUUCAGGUGCUGCAUCCAGUGACCUGGCAAAUAUAUAUUCUUGCCUGGAACUUGUUUCCUCAAGCAAUGCUUUCCAGUUUUUACUGGAUAAAGUCCUCCGAACUGCAGCAUACCAGAACGAUGAUGAGGAUAUGAUCUACAUGUAUAAUGCGUAUCUGCACAAGUUGAUGACAUGUUUCCUUUCUCAUCCGCUUGCUAGAGACAAGGUGAAAGAAAUGAAGGAGAAGGCCAUGAGUGCUCUUAGUCCAUAUCACACGGGCGGAUCACAUGACAAUGAUGUGAAUUCACAGGAGAUCAUCCAAACAAAGUCUCAGCCAUUUGUCUCUCUUUUGGAAUUAGUUAGCGAAAUCUAUCAGAAGGAACCAGAGCUUCUAUCUGGAAAUGAGGUUUUGUGGACCUUCAUAAACUUUGCUGGAGAGGAUCAUACCAAUUUUCAGACUCUCGUCGCUUUCUUGAGAAUGCUGAGUACCUUGGCUUCUAGUGAGGAAGGUGCUUCAAAAGUUUUCGAGUUACUUCAGGGGAAAGCAUUCCGUUCAGUUGGAUGGAAUACACUGUUUGACUGUUUGUCUAUUUAUGACCAGAAGUUCAAACAGUCCCUCCAAAGUACUGGAACCAUGUUGCAUGAAUUUCAGGAGGGUGAUGCAAAAGCUCUUGUUGCAUAUCUAAGUGUUCUACAGAAGGUCAUGGAAAAUGGAAAUCCUACUGAACGAAAGAAAUGGUUUCCAGAUAUUGAACCCUUAUUUAAGCUUCUUAGUUAUGAAAAUGUGCCUCCUUAUUUGAAGGGAGCUUUGCGGAAUACGAUUGCCACUUUCAUACAAGUCUCUCCUGUAUUAAAGGAUACUAUUUGGAGUUACCUUGAGCAAUAUGAUCUGCCAGUAGUUGUUGGGCCUCCACUAGGGAACAAUGCUCAACAGAUGGCUACUCCGGUUUAUGAUAUGAGGUUUGAGUUGAAUGAAGUAGAAGCAAGGAAUGAAACAUACCCAUCCACAAUAUCUUUCCUUAACUUGUUAAAUGCUCUUAUUGCAGAAGAAAGGGAUGUAAGCGAUAGAGGUCGUAGGUUUGUGGGCAUCUUUAGGUUUGUCUAUGAUCAUGUAUUUGGGCCUUUUCCUCAGAGAGCCUAUGCAGAUCCUAGCGAGAAAUGGCAGCUGGUUGUUGCUUGCCUUCAGCACUUCCGAAUGAUUCUGAGCAUGUAUGAUAUUAAGGAUGAGGAUAUUGAUAGUGUUUUUAAUCAUUCACAGCCUUCAACUGUGGCGCACACUUCUCCACUUGAAAUGCAGCUUCCUAUAUUAGAGCUGCUGAAGGAUUUCAUGAGCGGUAAAACUGUUUUUCGUAAUAUAAUGGGCAUUCUUUUGCCAGGGGUGAAUGCCUUGAUCCAUGAUCGGACUAGUCAAAUCUAUGGCCAACUUUUAGAGAAGGCUGUACAUCUUUCAUUGGAAAUUAUAAUUCUUAUCUUGGAGAAGGAUUUGUUCGUUGCUGACUUCUGGCGUCCUUUAUACCAGCCUUUGGAUGUUAUACUAUCUCAAGAUCAUAACCAGAUAAUGGCUUUACUGGAGUAUGUACGAUAUAAUUUUCUACCUCAAAUCCAGCAAUGCUCUAUCAAACUCAUGAGUAUUCUAAGUUCACGUAUGGUAGGGCUCGUACAGUUAUUGCUGAAAUCGAAUGCAGCAAGCUCUUUGAUUGAGGAUUAUGCUGCUUGCCUUGAGUUGCGCUCAGAAGAGUGUCAGGUCAUAGAGAACACCAGAGAUGAUGCUGGUAUUCUUAUUCUACAGCUGCUUAUUAAUAAUAUUAAUCGGCCAGCCCCAAAUGUUGCACAUUUGCUUCUCAAGUUUGACAUGGAUACUCCUGUGGAGCGGACAGUGCUACAGCCAAAAUAUCAUUACAGUUGCUUGAAGGUUAUUCUUGAUAUUUUGGAAAAACUUUCAAAGCCAGAUGUAAACGCUUUGCUACAUGAGUUCAGUUUUCAGCUCCUUUAUGAAUUAUGCUUGGAUCCACUGACAUGUGUUCCCACAAUGGAUCUGCUUAGUGCUAGAAAGUAUCAGUUCUUCUCAAUGCAUUUGGAUACAAUCGGUGUUGCGCCACUUCCUAAAAGAAACAACAAUCAGGCGCUUCGCAUUAGUUCUCUGCACCAGAGAGCUUGGUUGUUAAAGCUUUUGGCAUUGGAGUUGCAUGCUGGUGAUGUGGAUGCACCCAUGCACCGUGAAGCAUGCCUGAGCAUUCUUGCUCAGAUUUUUGUUGACGAUGUUAGAGAAAUUUCAAAUGAGCCAGACAUAUCCUCCACCUUCCAAACUGACCAAACUGCAAACAGAACUAUCAGUAAGAGUAAGGUUCUAGAGCUACUUGACGUUCUCCAGUUCAGAUCUCCUGACACCACUAUGAAAUAUUCCCAAUUAAUUUCUAAUUCAAAAUAUGACAUGCGGGUAGAUGAUAUACUUGCAAAUCCUUCAACCUCUGAAAAUGGUGGUGUCUAUUAUAUCUCAGAACGAGGUGAUCGUCUGAUCGACCUUGGUUCGUUCCGGGAUAAGCUAUGGCAGAUGUGCAAUUUCCGUAACCCACAAUUGAGCUCCCUUAGCAGUGAAGGUGAACUGGUUGAUUUGAGAGAAUCGAUCCAGCAGUUGUUAAGAUGUGCUUGGAGAUACAAUAAGAACCUUGAGGAGCAAGCUGCCCAACUUCACAUGUUAACUGGCUGGUCUCAGAUUGUAGAGGUUUCCAUAUCUAGAAGAAUGUCAUUUCUGGAAAAUCAUUCCCAAAUUUUAUUUGAGCUCCUGGAUGCCUCUUUGAGUGCUUCAGCUUCUCCAGAUUGUUCUUUAAAAAUGGCCGUAAUUUUGACUCAGGUUGCACUUACAUCCAUGGCCAAGCUACGAGAUGAGAGAUUCUUUUGUCCUGGAGGUGUAAAUUCUGACAAUGUCACAUGCCUCGAUAUUAUUUCGGUGAAACAACUGUCAAAUGGAGCCUGCAAUUCUAUAUUAUUUAAGCUUGUCAUGGCAAUUCUCCGACAUGAAUCGUCAGAAGUUCUGAGGAGACGCCAAUACGCAUUACUUCUUAGCUACUUUCAGUAUUGUCGGAGUAUGCUUGAUCCAGAUGUUCCGGAAUCAGUGUUGCAAUACUUGCUGCGGGAAGAACAAGAUGAAGAGGAUGACUUGGAUCUCCUGAAGAUUGAUAAAGAACAGGCUGAGCUAGCCCAUGCCAAUUUUUCUAUACUAAGGAAAGAGGCACAAGCUAUUCUUGAUUUGGUGACGAAGGAUGCAAUUCAAGGUAGUGAAGCUGGAAAAUCCAUAUCACUUUAUGUUUUGGAUGCAUUUGUUAGCAUUGAUCAAGAGAGGUUCUUCUUAAGCCAACUUCAAAGUAGGGGAUUUUUAAGAUCGUGCUUUACAAACAUCAGCAAUGUCUCCCAUCAGGAUGGUUGGCAUUCAUUGAAUUCUUUGCAGCGUCUUUAUACCCUUGAGGCUGAGCUUGCCUUGUUAUUGAGAAUUAGUCAUUGCUAUGGGAAGCUUGGCGCCCAGGUUCUGUUUUCUAUGGGCGCCUUAGAACAUCUUGCUUCAUGGAGGAUGGGAAGUUUCAGACGAUCUGAUGCUAAGGUUGGCAAAGAUGUUGCUGUUGAGAUUGAUAAGCAACGACUGAUCAAUCCUCCAAUUUUGAGAUUGGUUUGUUGCUUAACAUCAUUGGUGGAUAGUUCAGAUUUCUUAGAGGUGAAGAAUAAAAUUGUUCGCGAGAUUAUAGAUUUUGUCAAGGGGCAUCAGUCAUUCUUUGAUCAAGUUCUUAGGGAGGAUGUUUCUGAAGGAGAUGAAUUGUCUCUAGAACAGAUUAAUCUGGUUGUUGCCAUAUUAAGCAAGGUUUGGCCAUAUGAAGAGAAUGAUGAAUAUGGUUUUAUUCAAGGGCUUUUUGGUAUGAUGCGUUCCCUUUUCCCCCUUGAUGGAGAAACUUUUAAUCUUGCACAAUCUCUUGAGAAUCAAAAGAAGUCAGAGUUGAUUUUGUUCCGGCUGUGCUUUAGUCUGAGCUCUUACCUCUACUUCCUGGUCACAAAAAAAUUCUUGAGAUUGCAGGUUUCAGAUGGUCCUGGUGAUUAUCAUGCACCUGGUGGACAUCCACCCACGUUGACGCUACUUGGUUCUCUUCUUGGUGCUGUGACCAUUGCUCUUGAGCAUGCCACUGAAGAAAAAUCAUUAUUGCUUAACAAGAUUCAAGACAUCAAUGAACUAUCUAGACAGGAGGUUGAUGAGAUUAUCGCAGUGUGCAUGCGGCAAGAUUGCGUAUCACCAUCUGAUAAUAUCCGGAAACGGAGGUACAUUGCGAUGGUUGAAAUGUGCCAGGUAGCUGGUAAUAGGGAUCAGCUUAUUACUCUUUUGCUUCAACUCGCAGAGCAUGUGCUUAACAUUCUCCUCAUCCAUUUUCAAGAUGGUCCUGCUAUACCAGAAUCCAGUGUGGCUAUGAAACCUGUCAUGCAUGGCUUUAAGACAGAUUCACAAGAGGGUCUUCCUUCUCUGUGUGGGAAGCUACUUCCGACUUUAGAACAACUGGAACUACUAGGCGAGGAUAAAACAGGACACACAUUGAAGGUGUUUCGCAGGCUAGUGAGCAUGCUCAAGGAGAUGACAAUCCAGAAAUUGGCUCCAUGAGAAGAGAAACUUGUUCUCUGAUGUGCUGGCGUUGUCUUUGCAUGCAACAUGAGUGGUAAGUGGCCUUUUAAGGUAUUGAAAGAUCAUAUGUUUUUAGAUAGAUGUGCUGGCCAUACAUGCAAAUGCCUGAAUUUGGGACAAACACGAGCAAAUUUACCAAAAAUUUGUAAAUUAUAUUGUAACCAGUAUGUUGGAUGAUGUCUUUGAUAAUUAAGGAGAAAAGUUUUUGUCUUGCUUGAUUAA